Suillus subaureus is the source of this 2223-nucleotide messenger RNA. RefSeq lists its product as uncharacterized. The record is from RefSeq and is a predicted model, not a curated record. The transcript is spliced from 6 exons. Bases 1 to 2223 code for a protein of 740 amino acids. NCBI's taxonomy places the organism in Eukaryota, Fungi, Basidiomycota, Agaricomycetes, Boletales, Suillaceae.
AUGAUUGACUAUACCAAGGCAAUCCCUUUCGUCUUCGUUCUAGCACCUAUCCAAGACGCACGAUACGCUCCUUCUGGUAUGACCGAUCCAGCAACAUGCACUCUUUCGGCUUCCGCACAAUCUUCUCCUGGUUCCGAUACCCCCCACGCCUUUCUCGACGAUUCAUUCAGCUCAGACGAUGCAACAUCAAAGACAAAUCAAGAUGAUACUGCGUCACACACCUUCUCACCUUCAUUCUCGUGUCGUGUUGUCGAGCUUUUCAUCAUACUUAUUGGUCAAAUCGGUUUCCUCGCACAUCAAUUUCUACGAAUUUCUGAAGUUGUUGAUGCUCUCUCCUCCUCGUUUGUGACUCUCGAACAGACCACCGACCUCGAAAUCGCGAACCUCUGUGCCACAAUGGAGCUUGUCAAGCAAGAAAUCGAUUUUGUCAAAGAUCAGACUCGUUGCCACGUACAGAUGAUGACCCUCGAGGCUAGAGAAUUCGCUACCCUCAUUGCCAAUCAGCAACGCCAAAUUGACGACCUCGGAAAACAACUCUACGACGAACGCGAACUUUCGAGAGAUACCAAGAAAAUUCUCGACAAGCUUACUUCUCAUGUCUCGCAGGAUAACACUGAGCUUGAUGUUUUCCGCGAACGCCUGCAUGAUCAACUCGCCUGUCAAAUCCAGGAUCAAAUUCAAACGGAACGUGAUGUCAUUGACCUUCGCAAGGAACUCGAUGCCUUUCACGAACGCCUGCAUGGCCAACUCAUCUCUCAAGUCGAGGAUCAAAUCCAAACGGAGAACGACGUUGCCGACCUUCGCAAGGACAUCCUGAAGACACUUUCUCUAUACCGCACGAGGAUUUCAGCCCUGGAAUUUGCAUCAUCUCAAGCCAAACCACUUCAAGACGUUGUUUGUGACUCCAAACCCGUACGAAGUGCUACGGAUGUGGAUGCUAGCCCCCUUCCGACACGAUUUCUUCCUGGCUUUCAACAUCUUCCUACACCAACGAGCGCUGCACCGAAGAAGCAAAGGUCAGGUAUCUCAAUCUCUGCUAGAUCGCUUCGGUUCAUUGAUCGUGAAUCAAUCUACAUUCAGCCAUCCACAUCAGUCGAACCAAAGACAGCUGGAAUCCACAUAAAGUCCACCUCUCCAAAGACGCCUCCGACAGUUGAUUCCGUCAGACGUUCGGUUACUGUCAAGUCUUCGAUUUCUAAGGUCCUGCCGAGCUCGAAGAUUCCGACUCCUGGCACGAGAGUGUCAUCCGCGCCUAAGGGAGUCCUCUUGAAUAAUCCCUCAUCCAAAGUCUCAUCUUGUGAUAACCGUGCUCCCGGGGGAUCUGCGACUGUCAAGAAGAAUGGUAGUGCUAUCAAGGACAAGGUGCAGGAACCUAGAUUUCCUUCUCUCAAGAAGAGCGGCAGUGCCGUCAAGGACAAUGCGAAGGUACUUAAACCUCUCAAGAAGAGUAGCAAUGCCGCUAAGGGCAAGACGCGGGAACCUAAUAACAACCAGGUGUUGCCUCCGUCCUCGUCUCCACUCAUUCCCGCCACCACAUUACGUGCCCCGGACUCGACGUCCCGGCCCGACAACGCAUGGCAUGGCAUUGCUAGUCAACUCCUGUUGUCGUCACCAUCCUUGGAAGCCCUGGAUGUUGCUGUGCAACUCCACUCGUUGAGCGAUCUGUGUGAUCCAUUGCCUUCUCUAGAUUCGAUGUCCUGGCUCGACGUCGCAUUGGAUAGUAUCACCAGUCAACCCCUGUCGUCAUCAUCAUCCUUGGAAGCUCUGGAUGCUGCCGUGCAGCGUCACUCGCUGGGCGAUCUACGUGACCCGUUGCUUUACUUAGACUCGAUGUCGUGGCUUGAUGAGUGCCACAAAGUUUCAGGUCAACCUCUUCGUCCGUCACCUUCCACGGAAGCUUUGGAUGCCGCUGUGCGGCUUUCAUCGCUGGACAAAUUGUGCGGGACGAUGCCCUCGCUGGACUCGAUGUCCUUCCUUGACGCCGACGCUCUUCCUGUCCCUCCCCUCAAGAGUCUUGGCCGGGAUAAGGCACAAAACAUCAAUUAUUGUCACCGAGAACGUCUUCGCCCGUCAUCUUCCAUGAAAGCUUUGGAUGCUGCUGUGCGACUUUCAUCGCUGGACAACUUGUGCGGGACGAUGCCCUCGUUAGACUCGAUGACCUUCCUUGACGACGAUGCUUUUAUAGUCCCUCCUUUCAAGUCCCUUGUACAGAGUAAGCCUUGA